Molecule: messenger RNA, 1914 nt
Organism: Alternaria hordeiaustralica
Lineage: Eukaryota; Fungi; Ascomycota; Dothideomycetes; Pleosporales; Pleosporaceae
Exons: 2
Coding region: 1-1914 (637 amino acids)
Biological process (GO): glucan catabolic process
Molecular function (GO): beta-glucosidase activity
Source: RefSeq, a predicted model, not a curated record
AUGCUCAGAUAUGGCCAUGCUCUCGGUAGAGAGUACAGAGGAAAAGGCAUUCACGUUGCCCUCGGCCCAUUCAUCGGCCCUAUUGGAAGAGUUGCGCGGGGAGGUCGGAACUGGGAAGGUCUUGGUGCUGACCCGUAUCUUGCUGGUAUUGGCGGUGGUCUCAUCACUAGAGGCACUCAAAAAGAGGGUGUGAUCGCUACACCAAAGCACUGGCUUGCGCAAGAACAGGAGUACAGACGACGUCCCGGUGAUGAAGGCGAGGCCGUCUCUUCCAAUGUGGACGACCGUACACUGCACGAGCUCUAUGCCUGGCCAUUCAUGGAUGCCCUGCGUGAAGGAGCCGGUUCGCUGAUGUGCUCAUACCAGCGAAUCAACAACUCAUACGGAUGUCAGAACAGCAAGCUUAUGAACGGAAUCUUGAAGGAAGAGCUAGGUUUCGAGGGUUUCGUGGUAUCUGACUGGGAUGCGCAACACGCCGGUGUCGCCUCAGCGAAUGCUGGUCUUGACGUAGUGAUGCCUGUUGCCAAAUUCUGGGGCGAGAACCUUACCGAUGCGGUGAACAACGGAUCAGUCACCACAGAGAGGCUCGAUGACAUGAACACAAGACUACUCGCAGCCUGGUUCUAUCUCAACCAAGAUGAGGGUUUCCCCGAAAACGCCGUCUACCCAUACAACGUCGAACACGAAAUCGUCGAUGUGCGCGAAGACCACGCGUCGCUCAUCCGAGAGAUCGGAGCCGCGGGAACCGUGCUGGUCAAGAAUGUCAACAACACUCUACCACUUCAACACCCCCGCUUCUUGAACAUCUACGGCUACGAUGCUGAAGUAAAGUCUCAGCCAUGGAACAAUCCAUCCCGAUUCGGUGGUGGCUAUGAAGAGAAUUUCGGCUGGAACACGCUCAACGGCACCCUCAUCACCGCAGGUGGAUCAGGCUCCAGCACUCCCCCUUACGUUAUCAGCCCUUUCAACGCCAUUCAGAAUCGCGUAAUUGCGGAUCGCGGAACUGUACGAUGGGACUUCUUUGGCGUGAACCCGACCGUGUACGCAAAUGCUGACGCAUGCCUCGUCUUCAUCAACGCAUACGCUUCGGAGAGCUUCGAUCGCACUUCUCUUACAGAUGAGUUCAGCGACCAGCUUGUCAACAACGUUGCAACCAACUGCUCAAACACGGUCGUUGUACUGCACUCCGCCGGCAUCCGCACCGUUGACGCAUGGAUUGAUCACCCCAACGUCACCGCCGUCCUUUUCGCGGGUGUUCCGGGCCAGGAAAGCGGUAACGCUAUCGCCGACGUUCUUUACGGCGAUGUGAACCCAUCCGGACGUUUGCCGUACACUGUCGCAAAGCAAGAGUCCGAUUACGGCCACCUUCUCAAUUCGACUCUUGACCCUUCCAUCCCGGCGUUCUUGCAAUCGGACUUCACCGAGGGCUUGUACAUCGACUACCGCGCUUUUGACGCGCAAAACAUCACACCACAGUAUGAAUUCGGUUACGGUCUUUCGUACACCACAUUCGGCUACGCGAACAUGACGGUCGAGCCUGUUGCGAACGCAAGUCUCGCUGCUUUCCCUUCGACGUCUGUGCCGAUUGUACAGGGAGGUCACCCUUGGCUAUGGCAGGUCUUGUACCGUGCCACAGUCACCAUUACCAACACUGGCAAAGUCGCUGGGCAUGAAGUAGCACAGCUAUACCUGGGCGUACCAAAUGCGCCGGCGAAGCAGCUCAGAGGCUUCGAACGCGUGGGCUUGUUGCAACCUGGCGAGAGCCGAGAGGUUAAAUUCACUUUGGACCGACGCGAUCUGAGUGUUUGGAAUGUUACUGCACAGGCUUGGGAGCUCCAGAGGGGCCGAUAUGCGGUUUGGAUUGGAGCAAGCAGCCGUGAUCUGAGGCAAGAGGGCGAGAUCGUAAUUGAGUAG